UGAAUAGUUGUUACCAUCAUGACACUCUCACUAUGGUCUUUUCUCAGAGCUCGAUUUGAGCUGCUCUGCUCCUCACUUUUCAACAAGAACAUCCAGCCAAUCAGACCCCUGCUAGAGAAGGCAGGACUCUCCACCAGCAACAUCAACAAGGUGGUUCUUUGUGGUGGCUCGGCAAGGAUCCCUCGUCUCCAGCAGAUGAUCCGUGAGAUGUUUCCUGAUGUGGAGCUUCUCAGCUCAGCACCUCCUGAUGAGGUCAUUGCCGUGGGAGCAGCCCUGGAAGCAGGCUUACUGGUUGGCAGAGAUGGUCUUGUCCCUGAGGAGGAGUCUGUCACAGUAGAUGUUUCUACCACUGACAUACUAGUCAAGGAGGUGGAUGAAUCUGGAGCUGAGGUGUUCACUGUUCUCCUUCCAUCGGGCACACCCCUCCCUGCCCGCAGACAUCACACUCUGAGUGGAGAGGGGAAACAUUCUUCCCUCCGCUUGGAGAUUUACCAGAGAAAUGUCAUGGAGCAGCCAGAACAGCUUGCUAAGAUCAUCUUGAGAGACCUGCAGCCCAGUGAGAAGAACCAUGACAUCGACACUGUGGUGACUAUGAAAAGGGAUGGCUCCGUUCACGUCAGCUGUGUAGAACAGAACAGUGGAAGACCAGAGGUCAUCACCAUAGCAGCUGCGUCAUGAAGCUACUGUUCUGUCCAAACCACAUACCAGCACAUAAUGCCAGUGCAAUGUUUUGUUUAUUUUUUUUUGGUUUCUUACUCAAUAAACAUCAUCAAACUUUAAA
Larimichthys crocea (large yellow croaker) is the source of this 781-nucleotide messenger RNA. RefSeq names its product heat shock 70 kDa protein 14-like. The transcript is spliced from 5 exons. Bases 19 to 678 code for a protein of 219 amino acids. The record is from RefSeq and is a predicted model, not a curated record. Gene Ontology annotation, molecular function: ATP binding; ATP-dependent protein folding chaperone. NCBI's taxonomy places the organism in Eukaryota, Metazoa, Chordata, Actinopteri, Sciaenidae.